This is a messenger RNA of Rhodofomes roseus, 1794 nucleotides long. RefSeq lists its product as uncharacterized. NCBI's taxonomy places the organism in Eukaryota, Fungi, Basidiomycota, Agaricomycetes, Polyporales, Fomitopsidaceae. Bases 106 to 1500 code for a protein of 464 amino acids. The transcript is spliced from 12 exons. The record is from RefSeq and is a predicted model, not a curated record.
AGUGGUCGAGUUCCCUCCCACACGCGGCGUUCAGUACGCAGCUGAAAAGUUACGCCGCACCGUUUCACCAUACCGAUUGAGGCCCCCCAUCUAGCCACUUGCCGCAUGACAUCCAGCAUGCUAGCAGACGACCUCCCUUGGCCCGAACUCGGCAAUGUUUCACGCGGAGCCACCAGAGGCAAUCAGGGUCAAAAGGGUGUUCUUGGCCCGACAGACGCAGAAGGUCGCUGCGUCUUGCAGUUGCGGGUGCAGCCCGGUGUCCUGGCUGUCCGCCUGAACCGACAAGCAAGCGACUGGUAUCGCACGCUUGACGGGGAGGUCACUCGCGCUCUAAAGCUGACGAAGACCUACUGGAGGAAAGCUAGGAGACGUCAAGACUACGAUGCACGCGCGGACCAGGACCACAUGGAGCUGCACGAGUGGCUGCAGCAGCUGAAGGAUAAGGUCAUGUCGCACCUCGAGCUGCUCAUGCAGAAAGGAGAGAUACAAGGGCCACCGUACGUCAUGCCCGACCACCUGGAGCUUACGUUCCUACGGAAGUUUAUCGAGCGACAAGUGGCCGGAAUUCCUCACAACCCCCGCCUACGACGAACCUUUCUACACACGAGUACAGGGGAGCAGGAGCAGUCGGCCUUGCGCCUACAACACCCGACCGCAUCAACCUCAGCGAUCGCAUCUGGUUCGGGUUGGCAGACAGCGGAUGACGAAGACGAACAUGACGACGCCGGUGCUUCUCCAGGCUCCGGCGCAACAGACGAUACCCAAACGGUAAUGCAAGACCUUGAAAUUGCCCGAAACCUGUUGGGAAAUGCCAGGGCUGAGCUUGCGCGAGCUCGCAAGAAUUCGCAGGAAGCUUUGGCCGCUUACACGACCUGUUUGGAUGCAGAGGACAGGGCCCGUCAGCAGGUUCUGGCGGCGGAGCAGCGGCGGGACCACCUAGGUAUGUCAAGACUCAUGAACAGCUACCCCGGCGAGGCGGGUGAAGCUAUGCAGGCCGCCCGAUCGUCUCCCCGAAAUCAGCUAUUGGCGAGUGCUGUUAUGCAACAACGACCGCAAUCCAGACCAAGUACAAGCGACUCCCGAGGGAGUGGUAUGAGCCCCAUACCAAACAAUGUCAUGAUGCCCGACCAUGCAAAUAGCUGGCGGAAUAUGCGAGAUAUGACAUGGUCGCACGUAGAUAACAUGGGGGCCUCUAUGGCACAAAGUCAUAAUGUCGCGAUGAUGGAUGAAAGUCUCGCUGGGACGUCGCGGGAGCACGGAAUGCAGAUCGAUCCCAUGGGUGCCGAUCGGAAGCACCCUCGGAGCUGGGAACCUCUGCCAGGCCGAGACGUUUUCGAACGUCAGCAACUAUCUGGGAGUGCGAUGCAGUCAACCAGCUCACUGACCUCCUCGUUCCGCCAAACGGGCAUGCCAAUGGCCGUGACGGAUCCCCAACGCGUCGACCACAACGUCUCGUUCAUGCCGAAUGCCCAGCAAGGGGGCCAUCUGGGCAACAUGUGAAGCCGUACGUACCGGCGGACUCCGCAUCAACACUAGUCGCCCCUCACCGGCCUCGCUCCUUGCGGUACUUGCCUAGAUCACGCAUGUGCUAUAAGCACCACGACUAUACUGUGCAUUCUACGCCGGUCAGGCAUAUGGAAGUGAGCAUUCCGCAAAUGGCAACAUGGGAUGGUUUGACUGGUACGACUCUGUCCCUCCCUGAAUAGGAUGUUGAGCUCGCGGCUCGCGGCCGGGCUCGGUAUCAGAUGGUUGUCGUCUCACAGACUUCCACUCACCUCAUUUUGUUCCUGGGAG